CGUCUGCGAGGACUGCAGGGGCCUGAACCUCCGCCGCUGCCUGCAGUCCGGCAGCCGCUCCUGGGGCCCUUUGUCAGCGCAGUCGCCAGGGUCGCAGCCGCCAGCAUCAUCUCAGCUCGGAGCGGACAAGAUGGCAUCAGCCACAGACUCGCGCUAUGGGCAGAAGGAGUCCUCCGACCAGAACUUCGACUAUAUGUUCAAGAUCCUGAUUAUUGGAAACAGCAGCGUGGGCAAAACCUCCUUCCUUUUCCGCUAUGCUGACGACUCCUUCACGCCGGCCUUUGUCAGCACAGUCGGCAUAGACUUCAAGGUCAAAACCAUCUACCGCAAUGACAAGCGGAUCAAACUGCAGAUCUGGGACACAGCAGGGCAGGAGCGGUACCGUACCAUCACCACAGCCUAUUACCGGGGUGCCAUGGGUUUCAUCCUAAUGUAUGACAUCACCAACGAGGAGUCCUUCAAUGCAGUGCAGGACUGGUCGACUCAGAUUAAAACUUACUCAUGGGACAAUGCCCAGGUGCUGCUGGUGGGAAACAAGUGUGACAUGGAGGAUGAGCGUGUGGUGUCAUCAGAACGCGGCCGGCAGCUUGCUGACCACCUGGGGUUUGAGUUUUUCGAGGCCAGCGCCAAGGACAACAUCAAUGUCAAGCAGACCUUUGAACGUCUGGUGGACGUGAUCUGUGAGAAGAUGUCGGAGUCGCUGGACACUGCUGACCCCGCAGUCACAGGCGUCAAGCAGGGCCCGCAGCUCACUGACCAGCAGGCACCUCCUCAUCAGGAUUGCGCCUGCUGAGCCACCCCCACCAGGGGCAAACCCCACCCCAUCACCCUAUUUAUUAUCGUAGCUAUUUAUUUAUUUAUUGAGGGUGUCCCUGGACACGCCCCUCACCCCUCCUGUACAUAUCCUCACCCCGCUCUGCUGUGGUGUGUUGUGGUCACUGCCCCAAGACCCUCCUUUUUGGUUUUCUAAGCCACCGCAUCCAAAGUUGUCGGUUGUGAAGAGGGGACCAGAUGUCACUCUGAAGCAGGCUGAUGGGAGAUGGCAGGGCCUGCCAGCCCCGAGGCUGGGGGAUUGCCUAGUGGACCACUGGGUUGACAGGCUGGCAUCCUGCUUGUUACUUUAUCUUUGGAGAGACAGGAUGUGGGGAAGGAAGGGAGGAUCUAUUCACCUUCACUGCUUUGGGAUAUCCCCAAACCUGUUCUGAUGUCAUGAGUGUCAGAUGUGUCCCCCACUUUCCUAGAAGUUAUGAACACUACACACAGUUCAAUAAAGUGAAUGGACCUUG
This is a messenger RNA of Arvicola amphibius (Eurasian water vole), 1286 nucleotides long. It is a transcript of the gene Rab3a, whose product is annotated as RAB3A, member RAS oncogene family. Lineage: Eukaryota; Metazoa; Chordata; Mammalia; Rodentia; Cricetidae. Gene Ontology annotation, biological process: protein secretion; protein localization to plasma membrane; regulation of synaptic vesicle fusion to presynaptic active zone membrane. Bases 131 to 793 code for a protein of 220 amino acids. Gene Ontology annotation, molecular function: GTPase activity; GTP binding. Gene Ontology annotation, cellular component: synaptic vesicle; synaptic vesicle membrane; plasma membrane. The record is from RefSeq and is a predicted model, not a curated record. The transcript has 5 exons.